CCCCCUCACAUUCCCCGAGCCUUCGCUUUCCGGCCGUCAAGUUGGGUGCGAACAAGCGGGGGUGGGUGUGUAAUGUGUGCGUGAGAGUGAGUCCAGCGAGGAAGAAAGGGGACGUUUUUUAUUAUUAUUUUCCUUUCCAAACGAAUCGACAAAAAAUACCAACAGGAGGAGCCGGUAACGGUGAACAUUUCGAAGGGGAGAGAGAGAGAGAGAGGAAAAAAGGGAGGAGGAGGAAAAAAAUCUGACGUGCCGGAGGAUUAUGUGGAAAGAAAAUAACCCGUAACCGGGUCUUCGUUUUUCUUCCGCCUCCCUUUCUUUUUAUCCCACCCCACCCCCCUCCCUUUAUUUCUCUUCAUGUCGGCGUCGCUGUGAGGAGAAAGGCAUUCCUUCCUUUUGCCCCCCUCCCUCCCUCUCUCUCCCUCCCUUCCUAACCAAAAGCCCCCCCGCCCCACCACCACCUCUGCAAACAAACAAUAUACCUCCGGCUUCAUGACUCUCGACUCUGUCAUGGCGUGCUGCCUGAGCGAGGAGGCGAAAGAAUCCAAGAGAAUCAAUGCCGAGAUAGAGAGGCAACUACGGCGGGACAAGCGGGAUGCGCGCAGGGAGCUGAAGCUGCUGCUUCUGGGCACAGGAGAAAGCGGCAAGAGCACAUUCAUCAAACAGAUGCGGAUCAUUCAUGGAAGUGGAUAUUCGGAUGAUGACAAACGGGGUUUUACUAAGUUAGUCUACCAAAAUAUAUUCACUGCCAUGCAGUCGAUGAUCAGAGCCAUGGAAACGCUUAAAAUCCAGUACAAGUAUGAGCAAAAUAAGGCCAAUGCACAAUUGAUUCGAGAGGUUGAUGUAGAAAAAGUAGCAUCGUUCAGUAGUCCAUAUGUAAGUGCAAUAAAGACUCUGUGGCAUGAUCCAGGAAUUCAAGAGUGUUAUGACCGAAGGCGAGAAUAUCAAUUGUCAGACUCUGCUAAAUAUUACCUUAGUGAUUUGGAGCGUAUAUCAGAUCCUGCCUAUCUACCAACCCAACAAGAUGUUCUUAGAGUUCGAAUCCCAACAACAGGGAUCAUUGAAUACCCUUUUGAUUUGCAAAGCAUCAUCUUCAGGAUGGUGGACGUUGGAGGUCAGAGAUCAGAAAGAAGGAAAUGGAUACAUUGCUUUGAAAAUGUGACAUCAAUCAUGUUUUUAGUGGCACUUAGUGAAUAUGAUCAGGUUCUAGUAGAAUCUGAUAAUGAGAAUCGUAUGGAGGAGAGUAAAGCUCUAUUUAGGACGAUAAUCACGUAUCCAUGGUUUCAAAACUCUUCAGUCAUUCUCUUCCUAAAUAAGAAGGAUCUUCUGGAAGAAAAAAUAAUGUACUCCCAUUUGGUUGACUAUUUUCCAGAAUUUGAUGGCCCACAGAGAGAUGCGCAAGCUGCCAGAGAAUUUAUUCUGAAGAUGUUUGUUGACCUGAAUCCUGAUAGUGAUAAAAUCAUCUACUCUCACUUCACAUGUGCCACAGACACGGAGAACAUACGUUUUGUCUUUGCAGCCGUCAAAGAUACGAUCCUACAACUGAAUCUGAAGGAGUACAACUUGGUCUGACCUGACCAAAGCAGUAAAGAAAGGAAAUAAGAAAAUUUAAACCAUAAUGAUCGCAAUUGUUAUGAUCUGUGAAGUUUGCAAACUGCUAAUUGUCAUCCUGAAUACUUGUCUUUGUGCGUCCACGAGUUGUAGCUUUAAAAAAAAAACAGAAAUGGUUUUAUUCAACAAUGCAGGGUGGGGAGGGACAGGGGACACAACAUUUUUAAUGUGCAUCUUUUUUGGUGCCAAUCUACAUUUCCAUUUUUUUCAGAUCACUUAAUGACUAGCUGUAUAACAGAUAGUUGGCUUGAGCUACAAUCUCUUUAAUGCUUGUUCACACAAACAAAUAGCAAGUGUUAUUCCACUUGCCAAAUCAAAAUGCAAUGCCACCCCUCUUGCUCUUUUGGUUAUGCUGGCCUUCUGCUGUCUGAUCACAGAUAUACUCUGUGGUGUGAAGUGGUGAUGUUUCAGAACUCUGUAACAGAAACCAGGUCAUCACUUCCUUAAUUGAUGUACUGUUUCUGGGGGUUUUUUUCCUGAUCAAUGAGAAAGUGUUGAUACUGUGAUUUAUUUUUUUGAUUUUUUUUAAAAUAAAUUAUUGAUGUUAUACAUAUAGUUUGCUACUUGCUGUACUUCAGCCAUGGACUACAAAGUUGGGAGCUCAUUAAGCAAUAGCAGCUUGAGCAAAUAUCAUGGGGAAAACUGGGGGUGGCGGGGGGAAUUUGCUCAUAGUUAGAAACCAGAGAUGUGGAAAUAAUGAUUACUUGGCAAACAAAUGAAGCCAAAUCUAGUAUAAAGAAAUGAGUGUAUUUAUCUAAUUUAUGGACCAGUAUACUUAGGCUUAAUUUCAGAUUAGAAUGUUUCUGUAUGAAUUGGUUUACAGAUACUCACCUGUUGCCAAACUUUGAUUUUUUUUUUACUGCUGUACACUACAGUGGCAGGUUAUGGAGUUUUUUUUAGGAUGACUUGCUAAACUAAAGUAAAUUGACAGUUUAUGCUAAAUUUAGCCAGAUGAGGGUUUUUAAACCUUGAAAGUUUUUAAUAGAAGGAUAGUUUUAUGCGGUCAGGUACUUUUUACAGAAUCUUUUUUUAAUAGGUGUAUCAGGCCUGUUUGAAAAGAAAACCUCUGUUUUAUAGGAAUGCAGGUGCCAAGAAAGUUGCACUACACAGCUCUUAAUUUGUGAUUUCUCUAGUUAAAGGAUGGCUUUUAUAAAUGCUGCAUAGUGCCAUAACUAUAAUGUACCUUACAUUUAAAAGUUUUGACCUCGCCAAACGAAUAUCAAGACUACUUUGUAAUAUUAAUCGUCAGUAGUCCUGAUCUAAAUGCUACAUCUCAGUGGUGAAUUGGUAUAGCAGAAUAUGGCAUGUUCAGAAGUAUGUGUGAUUUUAAGUGCAGUUGGAAACGUAUUUCAUCUGCAUUCAGAUCAUUGUGCUGCUCCCUACUCAAUGAUAGUACAGUCAGUACGUUUGAGCUUCCGAGUUGUAGUUCUUGAUAUCACCAAUAGGAAAUGCCCUGUCAUUUGUUCUGAGCUUUGGCUAACAUUCAACAAUGUGGUGAUUGAUUUAAUAUACACGUGGAUCUUCUCGCAUUAAAGCAACUGGGGUAGAAUGAGUUAGAGCAGCAAAGGCAGACAAGAUAUAACAUUUUGCAUUUUAUUGUUUGACUAUAAUCCAACAAAUGCUUUUUCAAAUAUUGCUGACUGUUCAGAAGUAUAACCAUAGAUAAUAGAUUGUGUAUUUUUAAAAUGGAAUGCAGAUUCAUGAUUCAGAGUUAAAUAAAUCCUAUUUCAAAAUUGGCCAAAAGUGUAAUUGUGGAAGCACGGAACGAUAAUAUUGAAUGAGUCAUGGUGAGAAUGCCAUUGUAACAGCAUAAUUGUUUAUCAAUAUUAAUUUCUAAGAUAGUACAACAUAGGCUGAUAGUUUUGAUUGGCAAAAAUGUGUUGAAACUGGUGGCAGCAAAGAUGUGUUUCUUCAAUUCUAAGUAUUUUUUGGAAAAGUAAUGAUUGAGCUAAAUUUCUGGGAAAAUUGAUGAUCUGGCAUUUGUACUCGUGCUAUAUGCGGAGAAUAUUUAACUAUCUGCAGUAAUGCCAAAUAUAAACUUAACACCCUUUCUGAAAAGGGACUUUUAAAAUGAAUCUACCAUAUCUGAAUGGUUGAGUAAAGAGAAUAAAAGGAGGCAUUAUCGAAUUUAAAGCUCCUCAUGUGGAUAUCUUUUGUUUCUACCCUUAGGAUUUUUAAGGAUUUUAAAUAUCACAGUUCAAUUUUGGAGUUUGUAAAUGUGAACGUAGUACAUACAAGCAUGCAUUUGACUUACUUUAAAAGACUUUCAAUGUCAGUUUAGAUUAAUGAUUGAAAGAGAAAUUUGUUUGAUUUAUCAAGCUUUUUAUCCCCGUUUCCUCAAUCUACUUAAGUUGCUGUUUAAAACAGUCAAUUAUUCUCUACACUACAAACCAUUAUUGAACACUCUAAUGUCCUGCAAAAGUUCUCGGUUUUUUGUUUAGUACUAUUUUUAAUGAGCAAUAUAAUGAUACAACAUGAGAUUUCCUUAAUUCUUGUUUACAUGCAUCUGGAAUGUUUUGACAGGACUAGACAGUCCUGGGGGGGGGGGGGGGGUAAUACUUUGGGAUAUACAAGCAGAAGGCAUUGUACUUCCUAACAUUGACUGUGGAUGAGAAAAUAAGGAAUCUGGACAGUGAAGUAGUGAGUGCCUUAUCAAAUCCUGAAAUGUAAAUUACCUAUAAUGUGCACACUUCAGCCUUGUUGCAUAAGGCUAGAACAAAGAUUUUUGUCCUUUGAUCCUUCCUCUGUCCCUCCUUGUUUAACACUUGUAUGAUAUAAUCCAAUAAGUGCAAAAUGUAUGUGCUUCACGAGUGGAAUCAAAAUGCCUCAAUCUUUGACAGAAAGAUUUGGAAUGCAUAAAGAGAUUUAGGGAAUAUUAGAUUUGCUGAAUAAAGAUUCAAAAUAUGGUUUGUGAGCCUGACUCUUAAUAUAUAACGGUUAUCAUGUAGUAGAAUAAAAACUUUACUGAAACCAUCUGGUAUGAUUUGUUUGCAGCUAAAUUGCCACAAAGAAAACUACAUGCCUACAGUUGAGAAUACUCCACAGAUACUUGUCACACCAAACUUUUGUCCAUAUUCUUCACUGAUUAUUUUACAAAAGCUUCUUAAAUUUUAAGGGAGCUCCUCUCCCCACAAUAUCCUUCCUUGUAAUAUCUCCCACUUCCUCAACAUUCAAAAGGAAUUAUUUAGUUAUCACAAAAUGAGAUAUGAUCUUUGUAGAGUGUGCAUUUUUUUGGCUCUAAUGUUUUGGAUGAAUGUUACUGUUAUUUACAGUGAAACACAGCUCCAGAGAACUUGUACUGAGUGUCAAUGGUGCUGUUUAACUUUCCAACUAAUGUUUUCAGGAAGGAUGCCAUUUUUGCAUAAUUAAUUUCUUGAAGAGAAAACUAGAAAAAUUCCCGAACUGAACUUUCUGUGCAGGUAGCAAUAAAAUAUAAUACUUUAAGUUGAGCUCAGUAGAUAAACAUCAUUGGAAUAACGUGAUUUUAAGUAACACUACGUUUUUUUUUUAAUUUGGAUAGCAGGUCAUCAAGAAUGUCUGACCCCAUAGUGUCUCAAGUUCCUUCGGAAGGAAAAACUGACUUUUAAAUAGUUUGUUUACAUUAAUGGUGGAUUUGAUAUUUGCAGAAUGUGUAGCUAUUGAACACUUACUCGUUAGCCAAGAUAAACUAAUUGAAAAUGUCAAAUGUAAUAUCACAGUGGGAAUUCAAUUCUAUAAUUUUCAAAUAUAAACAAAAGAUCAAUUUUCACUCCUAAUAUUAAACCAUGUACAGCUUGUUUUGAUUGUAAAGCUAACCAACUUGUGUAUUUGAGAUUUAAUUCACUUUAUACCCUAAAUAAUUUAUAUAGAUAUAUAAAAACACUACUAUGAACAUAUUGAGUGAUCUGUUAUUGGCCCUGGGUUUGUGCAGUUUUGAGUUUUUUAUGCAUAACUUGUACACUUCAUGUUGGGAAUUUGGACCCGUAUUCAGAAAGGUUACACAAUGCAUGAUGUUGAUUCCAAUUUACACUUUUUGCACAUUUACCUUUAUGAAUAUGGGGUCUCAAUGUGAAAUGAAACAAUUUACCAAAUUGAGGAUGGUAGUUAGAUUUUUAAAUUUUAACCCAGACUUGCAAAAGAUUGUAUAAAAUGUAGCAUAUGCUUGCAUACUACAGGGAGGCAAAAAAUAUGGGAAAUGCCUGUAUGUAUUGUAUUUAAACUGGGGGACCAAGCUUCAGUCACAAAUCUUUCUUUACAGUUUAUUCCUUGAGGACUAGCAAGCUGCUUAUAGCAAAGGCAUAUCGCAUUUUAAUCUUCCCAGCUAUCUGCUUUUUACAGUAUUGAUCAGUGUAGGUUAUUUUUCCUAGUUUUCACUGUUUCGAGCCUCUGCUUUAGGUUAUAUUCUGCAGAUAGCUGGACAUCCAUGUGAGAAUUCAGGGUUUGAGUGGCCAUGCUAACCUUGAUUUGUUGGGGUUGAUCUUUUUUGCAUAUUUAAAAACCUCGAUCAAUCAGUAAAAAGUUUGUGCUAUUUGCAAAAGUUAUUUGAAUGAUCUUUGUAUUAGGACCAGGGAGUAAAUUCUAAAAAAGUCGCAUGGCAUAGAAACAGGUUCUUUGCCCAUUAUGUUGGCAUCAAGCGUCUCCCUACACUUCUAUCAACUUCCCAUAGAUUCUACCAGUUAUCCACACUAAGGGCGAUUUACAGUGGCAAUUAAACUACCAAUCUGUGCGUGUUUGGGAUGUGGGAGGGAACUGAAGCAUCUGUAGAAAAGUCACCAUCACAGAGAACAUGUAAAACUCCUGGGGCAGCACUGGAGAUCAAGAUUGAACCCAGGUUGCUGGAGCUGUGAGGCCAUUACAUUUGCAGGUAUAUAUUACUACAAUUAAAUCUGAAGUACAAGUUGUGUUUAAAUUUGCUGAUUCAUUGUUGUAAAUGGACUGUCGGAUUUUUGUUGGCGGGGCAAAUGGUAACUAAGGAGGGCAACCCUAACGAAGUGUGCUAUUUAUAAACCUAUUUCGCACAUAAUUACUUUGCCUUUUUGUACUUUUAUACCUUUUGUUGGAUUAUUAAUGAGUCUGUCACAAACAUACGUUUUAAGGAUUAAUAUGCCAUAAGGAUAUUGUGGGAAUGAAGAGAGAGUGCAGAAAGUGAUGGUGAGAUGAAAGAUCACAGUCAUAAUCUUAGUGAAUAGUUGAAUUGGUAUAAGGGUGCCAAUGGUCUAUUCUUGCUUCUAUUUCUCAUGUUAUAAACAAUUACUUCAAAGAAAAACGAAUUGAUUUGAUAACCUACAGAAGUUCUUAGAAUAGGAAAUGUUGGAAAUACUUAGCAGGUAGGGCGACUUCUUCAAUCUGUUAAUCUCCCCCCACUUGUUUCCUGAGGUGAGUUUUUGCAGCAUUUUCUGUUUUCAUUUCAGAUUUAAAGCAAGUGUAGUUUCUCUGUUGGAAGAUUGUAAAACACAAACUAGUCUCUCUCCUUCCCCACACACAAUCUUCGUUCAAACAGGAGUGAUGGCAUGGGUCGAUUUUCUUGUUUAAUUCGAUUGCAUGAGGAUGUAAUUAUGUUUUAAAUAAGAGACCAAUAUUUCACUAUGUAUGCUUGAUGGUAACAUUUAUAGUGUAACAAUUGUUUUGUGGACAGGAAGGUAGCCUGUAGCUGGAGCUCCUUGUGCCCCUUAUUUUCCAAGUUCUCAUAAGAAUUUCACAAGGCAAGGAUUGGCAAUUUUGCAACUGGCAAAAAAUGAAAGAAAAUAUGAAUUUGCUUGACCUAUACAUCUUGUCUUGACCUGGAACAGUAGAAUAAAGCCUACACUCUUGUGCAUUGAAGGGUAGAAACUGAAAAAUCAUAGUGAGAAUGGUGGAGAUAUUUCACUAUUUCUGCUCACUUGCUAACUGUCACCUUUCCACCAGAUUUCCUCCUUUGUGGGUCUUCUGGCCAUUUUAACAUUCAUGUUACUGUAUUCCAUAUAUUUCUCCCUUUCUGGGUAGAUGGGAUUCGGCAUUGGUCUCUGAUCAACAAUUAUUAUUACGGGUGGACCUAGCAAUCCUAGCAUUCACAGUGCGAUUAAGAAUGUUCAAUUGAAGUUAGAUAUUUAAUAUUGUUUCCAUUGAGGCCUUUUGUACUGUGGAUACUAGCAUAAACUGUUACUAUAUUCUCACUGGUGGAAAGUAAUAACGCAAUGUGAUCACAACAUUCCAGCAAGUAAUCCAGUGAUAGCUGAGAGUGAGAUGAAAAAUCAGAUAUUCUGUGCUAUAUUCUAUUAGUCAUAGGAACAGAGUUUGAGAGAGCAAUAUGUCUGCAUCUUUUAACAACAUUUUAUUGCCUGCAUAUCCCUGCACCAUGAAGUUGAAAUGUUAGCAGUUGCGUAUCAUUUUGGCUAGCCGUUGAUUAAGGGGCAUCAGGAAGAGACUGUUUUGCACUGUCUGGCAGCUUUCAAUGGUGAAGGCAACUUUGAUUGUUGUUGCAGAGCCAUAAUAUACUGUUUUCAUUCAUCAAGCACAGGUGAUUAGAAGAUUUAAACUUUCCAUAGCUGGUAUUUUACCAGGUGAGCAGAUAAAGCCCAAUGCUGUAUGGAUUUGAAAGGGGAGGGAGACUGAGCAACAAUCUUGCUUUGUAUCAACAUCGCGAAUCAUAUAAGGCUGGCCAUCUGAUAACUAUGGGUACUACAAGCUCCAUGAGGGCAAAUAUAAAAGUCUGUUCGGUAGGGGAAAUACAGUUUGAGCUGAAAAGUCAUCUUUAGCUUCAGUAAGGUUGUGUAUAGAAUGAAUAUUAUACCUGUAGAUGUUCUACCUUCACGCAAAGUAACUGUUCUGUCAUAGGUCUGGGAUGUUAACAUUUUAUUAUUCAUUUGGUGGGAUAUACAAACUUAAUACCUUGUUGUGUAUUUCUAUGCUUGUAUCUUUUUGAAGAAAAUUGAAGCAUGGCAGCCAUCGGCAGUGGUGUAUUGAACUAAAAUAUGUAUUACUGAUCUUUCACAGAAUUUUUUUUAAGUAAACCAAAUGUAAAUUAUGUAGAAUAAUGAAUUAAAGUGUGCCAAGUCCCUUCUUUGUAGUGCCAGACUCUCCAAGUGCCAAUGUGGUGGAAAUUUAGGUUGGACUUGUAUAUUAGGUCCUGUUAAAAGGAAACUUUAAACUAUUUAAGAGCUAUAACUGCUGUUUUUAAAUUGUCAUUUUAAUGCAUGUAUUGAUGUUUGGGGAGGGACACAGUUUUUGAAAAAUAAAAAAAAAUCUUGUAUAAUUCACCCAAGAAGGGUCUUACUGGUUAUUAAUACAGUAUUUUUCGGCCAUAAUUUUGUAAUAGUUUCAUUUGACCUCUGUAGCUUGACCCUCAUGGAAACAUGAAGUUGAUUUUCAUAUCCUUAUCCUGAAAUCUCUGUUUUAAAUUGGAAUAAAUUUUGUUCCUAUA
Molecule: messenger RNA, 8986 nt
Organism: Leucoraja erinaceus (little skate)
Lineage: Eukaryota; Metazoa; Chordata; Chondrichthyes; Rajiformes; Rajidae
Product: guanine nucleotide-binding protein G(q) subunit alpha-like
Exons: 7
Coding region: 490-1569 (359 amino acids)
Biological process (GO): adenylate cyclase-modulating G protein-coupled receptor signaling pathway; phospholipase C-activating dopamine receptor signaling pathway; action potential
Cellular component (GO): heterotrimeric G-protein complex
Molecular function (GO): G-protein beta/gamma-subunit complex binding; G protein-coupled receptor binding; guanyl nucleotide binding
Source: RefSeq, a predicted model, not a curated record